Molecule: messenger RNA, 3614 nt
Organism: Sardina pilchardus (European sardine)
Lineage: Eukaryota; Metazoa; Chordata; Actinopteri; Clupeiformes; Clupeidae
Gene: slc60a2b
Product: major facilitator superfamily domain containing 4B
Exons: 4
Coding region: 373-2238 (621 amino acids)
Biological process (GO): transmembrane transport
Source: RefSeq, a predicted model, not a curated record
UCCAUUGUGUCAAGAUUAAAGUCAACUAAAGAUUGAUAGUGGUUACUUGUUGUCUUUUGCCUUUUUGUUGUUUGCCCGUUGUGUAAUAUUAUGCAACCCUUUAGAUAUGUCAUAGUGAAUGUAGAUGUAAAUAUUAUUCAAAAGAAUGUCUCUUUAUAUUAGGACCUGAGCAAUGAGACUUUUAUUACGAUGAACUCGACUCUUUCAGACACCGGAACUGAAAGAACAGUAGUGACACUCCAACGACGCGAGCAGGUUCUCUAGUCAACAGCACUGAUGAUUCCCACGGUUUAUUGUAUAGGAAAAAUAUCAACGAUAGUAUUUUUGUGCUAGGCUGUGCAUGAACGACAUUUAAUAACACUGUAUGUUGCAAUGUCUAUCUCAGUUACUAGUCAACCGGUGGUAAAAAAGAAGCAGGUUCGGUUUGCUAGAAUGGAGGAUGACGAUGAUAACGAUGAUCAAGAAGAGGAUACAUUGUUUGACAAGAGGAAAGACGUCAGGAAAGGGUUUAAAAGUAUGAUAAAAAGUAACGUGAAUAAGACGCUGGCGAGUGCGGGAUUCGAUACCGUUAAAAUAAUAAGUGGUGGUCGAGGAGCCAAUGACCCCGGGGCUUGUGGACGCUGGAUGAUCACUUUAACACUUUGUGCAUCUUUCCUUGGACUUGGCAUGUGCGUCUCUGUGCUUGGUCCUACACUGGGGGACUUGGCCAUCAACGUCAAUCAGAACAUCAGUAAUAUUUCCUAUAUCUUUGUGGGGCGCUCAGUUGGAUACAUUGGGGGCUCUCUUCUGGGAGGGAUCCUAUUUGACUGCAUGAACCCCCACUUACUUUUAGGAUUUUCCAUGUUGGUCACAGCAUUUGGGAUGAUUGCCAUUCCCUUCUGCAAAAAGGCCCUCUUCCUUACAGCCUUAAUGUCCUGUGUUGGCAUUUCCAUGGGCUUUUUGGACACAGGUGGUAAUGUCCUCAUCCUGAACAUCUGGGGCAGCCAGGCAGGGCCUCACAUGCAGGCUUUGCACUUCAGCUUUGCCGCGGGGGCCUUCAUCUCGCCCAUCAUCGCCAAGCUGGUGUUUGGCAAGUACCACGCCAAGGUGGCCAACGACACCGUGGAGUCUUCCUCGCCCCUCACCGAUCAAGUGGCUCAGAUGCUGCACAUCUCACAGGGGAGCAGCGAAGCUCUGAGGUCCAUGUACGCGUACUUUGUGAUCGGGGCCUUGAUCCUGCUCGUCUCCCUGGCCUUCUUCAUCCUCUACUCCUGCGGCACGCCCUCCAGAGACCGAUCGCACUCGGCGUCGGGGUCGCCCCCGGUGGCCAAGCAGCACACCGCCCUCAUCUGCCUCCUCGCCGUCUUCUUCUUCUGGUACGUGGGCGCCGAGGUGGCGUACGGCUCCUUCAUCUUCACCUACGCCAAGGACUACGCGGGCAUGGAGCAGCCCGAGGCGGCGGGCCUCAACUCGCUGUUCUGGGGCACGUUCGCCGCCACCCGCGGCCUGGCCAUCUUCUUCGCCGCCUGCAUGUACCCGGGCACCAUGAUCCUGCUCAACCUGGUGGGCUGCACGCUGUCGUCGCUGCUGCUCACGCUGUUCGACAGGCACCGGCUGGCGCUGUGGUGCUGCACGGGCCUGUACGGAGCCUCCAUGGCCACCACCUUCCCCAGCGGCCUCUCCUGGCUGGAGCAGUACACGGCGGUGACGGGCCGCUCGGCGGCCGUGUUCGUGGUGGGCGCGGCGCUGGGCGAGAUGGUGCUGCCCGCCGCGCUGGGCUUCCUGCUGGGCAAGCCGUCGCUGCGGCAGCACCCGCUGCUCAUGCUGCUGGCCCUGGCCGCCGCCACCGUCACCUCCAUCCUCUUCCCCGUCAUGUACAAGCUGGCGGCCGCGCCCGCCGCGCCCGGGAAGAGGCCGCGCGUCAGGGGCAGGGAGGCCGACGACAGCGAGUUUCGCCAGGCCCUGCUGGACUCCGGCGCCAACGACGAGGACGACGACGACGAAGAGGCGGACGAGGGCGACGAAGAAGCCGACCACUGGAACGACGCAGACUUUGAGGUCAUCGAGAUGGACGACGCCAGCCUCUUGAACUCCCCGAACAAGGUGUCGUCGCCUCCAGACGUGACUAUGAGCUCAGCAGCUGCCCCCAGCAUUGACCCCUUCAGCCUGCCAACACUGUCCGAAUCCCCGAGCAAAUAUGAGAAUAGCUCCCCCCGUAGGAAGCUACUGGUCACUCUUGACAGAGAGAAGAAUGACUGAAUCCCACUGCCAGAGACUGCUGGAUUGCCAAUUCAGGUGAAAAAGGACUGAGCAUCAGUCCGUUUUUGUGAGCAUUAUGUGAUUUAUUUUUGCAGCGAUAUGAAUGUUGUGAAUGUUUUGUGUGUUGAUGUCUGUCCCUGCAUGUUGACACUCCUGAAUCGUUUCACCAAUUUCCCCGUUGACACUUUUAAAACAAUGGUCCUACUUCCAAUCAUCUCAUUAGAAGGGUAUUCGGUAGUUGUAUAUGUUGUUUGUAUGGUGUGCUGACUGAAUUGAAGUUUAUUUUUUACAUGUGAUCUGUAUUUAUAAACCCAGAGACAGAUGAGCCUGGUCCUGGUAACAGUCCAUUUGAAUUGGAGCUGGAAAAAACACAGAAUAUCAGAGGUUUACAUUGGCUCAUCUGGACAAUAAAUAAUGAAACGUAAGAAUCAUGGUGAAAAAAAUCAAUAUUGACCUGUCCUGGAUUUUAGACAGAAUGUAUUUCAGGGUUCAGAGGGCCUUUGAUUUUGAUGGAAUGAUUUUCAGCUUUAUUUACUUUAUUAUUAAUUUACUUAUUUAUCGGUUUACAGAAGGCACAGAGGCCGAUAUGAAAUGGCUUCUCUAAGGCGACAUGAGCAUAGUGCAUUAUAAUUACAAUAAUAUAACUCCCAAGCACACUAACCUAAUGGACUGCUGUUGUAGAGUAGUAUCCUGCUCCUUAUUAAUGGUUGAUCUACGAUAAUAGUCCCCAUGCUGUUGUGUACUGGUCUACGGUAUGUUAUUAAGCUAUAGCUAGUAUGGUAUGCUAAACUUUGCCAGGAAAAUUCUGCAGAAGUAGGUCAAGCACACACCUGUAAAGGUAGGUCAGUAAAUAACUGUGCUAUCUAACCAGUAUACUACCUUUUUAUUUAAUCCAAAUCUGGCAGAGCAGCUGUUGUGUUGAUUUAGCAGCUCCUAAUCAUUUAGUAGGUUAUAUUGCUUUGAUAAUACAUGAUGAAAACAACAGAGCUGUGACCAGCGCCCUGUCCAUGAGCCACUGCCUUAGAACGCUAAUCAGAACAAAUCAUCAAGGGAGUCCAUUCUACAGUUCCUGGUGAUUGUUAUUAUGAAUCAAAGGUAUAUUUGGGCAUUUUGUGAUUAUGUGACUUUAUUUGUGAUUAUUUAAUAGAAGUUAGUGUUUUAUCUGCAAAAAAUACAGAUUUAAUGAUCCAUGAUCUGUUUUUUUUAUGUCUUGCUUUUUUGCACUUUACCCAGAAAUGUUUUCAAAUUAAAUUACAUUCUUAAGCCACAAAUCAUUGGCUUAAGUUUUAUUGUUCAAUGUUGUAAUUACUGUACUUGAAUUUCAUGCCAGAUUGUGUUUGCCCCUCUGAUUUUUUAAUUAAAUGACUAUUGAGCCA